Pocillopora meandrina is the source of this 1614-nucleotide messenger RNA. The record is from the annotation of a GenBank genome assembly. Lineage: Eukaryota; Metazoa; Cnidaria; Anthozoa; Scleractinia; Pocilloporidae.
UACACAAUUCUUUUGGUAGUCUUCAUUUUAAACCUCUGUCGUUCGGCAGUCAUAAAGUCAACUGGACAGUCAUCAUCAUCAGUUAACCAAAAGGGAACAUGGAGUCUUAACCAAGUUCCCCUGUCCCGACAGCGACGAGAUUCUCUUCUUAAAAUCAAUCCAGAUAUAAGAACUAUUGCGGCGAAUAUCCCUUCCAUUCCGAUGGCUGUUCGUUUGUUCUGGAAAACGCAGAAAUUUCUGCAAAUCAGUGACGAUGGCGUAGUGAAUGGUACCGCGUUUUGUUCAAGUAAAUAUGGUAAGACACGCAACAUCUUCGAGUUGUUUUCAUAACCGUGGCUCAAUUAUGAAUCUGUUUUUCCUAACGCUUACUCAUCUACAUUCUAAUUCCCAUUUAUUUACACAAUACUAUUCGAAACUUAAUUUUCUGGUUUUUGGGAAUUAUACUUGUACUGUGAAUGAUGGCUUUAGAAAUUAAAUAAAAGGAAAAAUUCAAAGACUUCGUUCAAAUUUUCCAAGGUUUAGAAAAACGAUUGUACUUUUGUUUGCAAAGAAAUUAAAAAUAGAGAAAAACACAACCAAUCUAAGAGUAGCUGUUAAAAAGUGAUUUUUCUUCAGUUCAUUUGUUUCUAAUACCAAAUUUUGUUCAAUGUUUAAUGGCAUUUCUAAAACGUACAUUUAGAAGUGAAGAAUUUCCCAGCGUACAACACGCAAACACUCUCAUGUCAAGUAUUUGCUCUUUGCUCCCUGGCCGUUAUUUAAUUUUUAUAAUCUUUCAUUUUUAAGCCAAUCUUGAGCUUGAGCCAAUGGGAAGUGGAUUUCAGCGUAUUAAAGGAAUCGAAACCGGUCGUUACGUUGCAAUGAACAGUGGGGGCAUUGUUUAUUCAACGGUAAGUAAGGGGGUUCAACUUAUAACGGACUAUGUUAUCAGGCACAUUCGUUUGAGAUUUUUCGAAAUAAAAUUGAGUGAGAUUAUCAAAAGACCUUAAGCUUUAAAAAAAAAUUUUUAUUUUGAUAAAGUCCCUUUCAGAACAAGACUUUCCACCAAUCUCCCACGAGGGAAGGGGUAAGGGCACUUUUUCACGAAAUUCAUAAGUCAAUGAUCGCAAAAUCGAUGAUGCUACAUUUUUUUCAUUACCUUUUCUUACCGUGAUAUCUAAAAGGGAAAAAAUCUCAAAGGAAGAGAUUUAAAAAUUUUGAUAAAACAAUAUUUGACAAGCAAAUGAAAUGUACAAUAAAUUAUAACGGACUGUAAGCUGUUUUUGUGGGAUGCGGAGUGAUCAAGGCGUUAUGUGAUAUGUCGUGAUGUAAGAAAGGUGAAGUGACUUGCUAUGGAGUAACGUUGUGUUACGUUACGUGACGUGAUAAUAUGUAAAGUUUUGUGUUCUAAUUCGACAUUUUUCUGUUUAACAGAAUUCAACCAAUGAUGAAACAGUGUUUAAGCUAACAAUGGAGAGCACUUCCUAUCAUACAUUUGCGUCUGCGAAGUACUACAAAAAAUCAUUAUACGACACAUUCAUAUCCCUUGGACGCAAUGGGAAAAUCCGCAAAGGAAAAGACACCAAAGUCAGUCAAAAUAAAGUAAAAUUUAUUAUCUACACGGGAGACAGCUGUUGA